Pleurotus ostreatus (oyster mushroom) is the source of this 4812-nucleotide messenger RNA. RefSeq lists its product as uncharacterized. The coding region runs from base 1 to 4812 and encodes 1603 amino acids. The record is from RefSeq and is a predicted model, not a curated record. Gene Ontology annotation, molecular function: 4-alpha-glucanotransferase activity; amylo-alpha-1,6-glucosidase activity. NCBI's taxonomy places the organism in Eukaryota, Fungi, Basidiomycota, Agaricomycetes, Agaricales, Pleurotaceae. Gene Ontology annotation, biological process: glycogen catabolic process. The transcript is spliced from 13 exons.
AUGCCCAAACUUCGCAGAGGAAAAUCCAAGCCCACCGUUACGAUCCCGCUUUCGAAGACCGGCAGCGCCAAAGGGACUCGCUCGACGUCCUCGUCGGCAUCGCCGACAUCAUCCACGGCUAUAAGCCCAAUCACGCCCAAGACGCCCGCUGAUGAGGGCUUGGAGUUCUUUCAGUCAGAGGUUAGCCAGGGAGAGCCUCCGAUCCGCGUUUACGAGCUCCGCCUUGAUGUAGAUGGCGGUCCUCACAAAGAUAGAUCGUACAUUCGCUUGCCGCCAGCAUACACGCCAUACAUCCUUCGAGUGUCUAUUGAUGCUGGCACUCCUGCCUCUAAAAACGGCGUUUUCAAGACGAACUUUCCGUUAAACGGUGGUAAAUUUAGCAGGGAUAGGUUCGCUGAGAAGAAAUUACCCACAAACUUCUCCAAACCUGUACAAAUAGAUCUUCCGAUAUCGCAAGCCGGCGCCUUCGUGUUCUGGGUAGAGUACGACGGUGAGAAGCAGGGUGAGCGGGUAACCGGUAGGAGGGGAUACUUCAAUAUCGACCCGAUCCUCCGGAUAAAGAAACGCAGCCCGAUUCUGUCUGACGAUCUCAAGCCUCUCCCUCCCUCGUCCGGAGCGAUCCUUCAAAGCGAUUCUGCCAACUUGCCGCUGGAUGGCUUGGCUAUUCUCACCGUUGUAUCAAAAUGGAUGGGACCCAUUUCCGACUGGAACAAACACUUCGCCGAAGCAAAGGAUCGGGGUUACACCAUGCUCCACUACACUCCUCUGCAAGAAAGAGGCCAUAGCGACAGCCCUUACUCGAUUCGUGAUCAAACCAAAUAUGACCCAUCUAUGUUCGGCGGCAAAGUGGUCGAAGAUGGUGGUAAGAACAUCGUAGAGAAAGCGCUGAAAACCGCCAGAGAUGAAUACGGGCUCCUCAGUCUCACGGACGUCGUUCUCAACCAUACCGCGGAUGAUAGCCCCUGGCUCCCAGAACAUCCGGAAGCUGGCUUUAGCCCACAUAACUCUCCUCACCUGGAGCCCGCCCUUGAAUUAGAUACUGCUAUCGUUGAAUUCUCUGCAUCGCUGGCAGCAAAAGGCUUGCCAACCUCAAUCGGCUCUCAACAGGACGUCGAUACAUUGGCCAAUGCCUUCGCGGACGAAAUGAAGUCACUUAACUUGUGGCAAUAUUACGUCCUAGAUGUCUCAGCAACAAAAGCGUCCAUCAAAGGCGCCCUUGAAUCGGGUGACAUCGUUACGUGGGACGGAGUAGAUGUAGCUGGGAAGAACGUCGUGGACCUUGCGAAAGCAUUGCGGGAUUCCAGCAAGAUUGACGGCCUAGGCUUAUUCUCUGGCCGAUUCAAAGUUAAUGUCCCUGGGCCUGUUGCUGCCGGUUUCGUGCAAGCUGCAUUUGUUGACAUAACGGACGUAGAGGCGUUGGCUGAAGCGUGGGCGAGGGUGAUUGAUGUCCUAAAUGUCCCCCUGUAUGAGGAAUGGGAAGACGAUACGAAGGCCGCACUUGAAGGUAUCAAGAAUAGGCUCAAAUACACGCGACUGGACGAACAUGGCCCCAAGCUUGGCGCUAUCUCUCGCGAUUCGCCACUCGUUGAAAGCUAUUUCACCCGGUUGUCGCCUCAUUCGGAUGCGGAUCCCUUGAAAUACUCUCUCGCAAACAAUGGGUGGAUUUGGAACGCAGAUCCUCUCCAAAACUUUGCGCUCUUACCAUCCAAGGCCUAUCUACGACGAGAGGUUAUCGUCUGGGGCGACUGCGUCAAACUCCGUUACGGCGAUGGCCCCUCAUCAAACCCGUGGCUUUGGGAGUAUAUGUCUAGCUAUGUUACUUCCUUGGCAUCGACUUUCAAUGGCUUUCGCAUCGACAAUUGUCAUUCUACCCCUCUACAAGUUGGCGUCUAUAUGCUCGACGCCGCGCGGGUAGUGAACCCAGAUCUGUACGUCUGUGCGGAGCUCUUCACCGGAAGCGAAGAAAUGGACUUGUUGUUCGUCAAGAGUCUAGGUAUCAACAGUUUGAUUCGGGAGAGCGGGAAUGGCUGGGAUCCCAAAGAGCUGUCGAGAUUGUUAUAUAGGCACGGCGUUGGCAAACCAAUCGGAUCCAUGGAUGGUGCCUGCAUGACGACUGCAGAGGAGUUACCACCACCCACCGGGAAGGGUCCAGUUCGACAAUGCACCGUAACGCCUCUCAACGGAUCUAUGCCACAUGCAUUGCUUUAUGAUCUGACUCAUGACAACGAAUCCCCGUUAGAUAAGCGUUCAGCAGAAGAUGCCCUCUCAACUGGCGCUCUUGUUACCUUUUCUUACAGCGCAAUAGGGUCCGUCAAAGGCUUUGACGACCUUUAUCCCAAGCUCUUGAACCUGGUGGGCGAAAAGAGGCUUUACGAAGUUCCAGGAGUAGGAGAUGGAAGUGGGAUCAGCAAGAUCAAGAGGACCCUAAACGAACUGCACCUUGAGAUGGUUUUGGAUGGCUUCGAAGAGGGCCAUGUACAUCAAGAAAACGACUACAUCGUGCUUCACCGCGUCCAGCCGUCCACCCAAAGGGGUUACCUCCUAGUGGCGCAUACUGCGUUCUCUAAGGGCUCGAAGGAUCGAGGAUACCUAACACCCGUACGCUUGCGACGCACGAGAGCCAAAUUCAUCCUGGGCUCUACACUCGAGAUAUCCUCCUAUGAAGUGCCAAUAGACGCCAAGACAUUGCACGGUCUUCCAGCUUCGCUUACAGAGAUGCCUACGGUCGUCGUUCCUCAGCACAUCGAUGCUGAGGGACCGUACUCCGAAAUCGCAGUUCCCGAAUAUUUCCCUCCAGGAAGUAUCAUGGUUUUCGAAACGCAGUUACAGGAAUACGACGCGUCCCUUGAAGCUUUCUGCGCAUCCGAUGCUCAGAAGGCAUUCGGGACAUUGGAUUUAGUCGACCUGAACGUCGUAUUGCAUCGUGCGGAUGGUGAAGAGAGAGACGCGACGCAGGGUGAAUUUGGAACGUACGAUGUCCCCGGAUUAGGGAAAUUGGUUUACUGCGGAUUACAGGGAUGGAUGCAUCCCUUGCGACAUAUCAUGCAGUAUAACGACCUAGGGCAUCCACUUUGCGGUCAUUUGAGGGACGGUUCGUGGGCGUUGGAUUAUAUUGUCAACAGGUUGCUCAGGCAAUUAGAUGAUUUACCUAACCUCAAGCAACCAGCAGAGUGGUUCAAAGAACGCUUCGACCGCAUUAAAUCAAGCGUUCCGAAUUUCAUGAGGCCGAAAUACUUUGCCCUCGUGGUAUCCACCGCGUACAAAGCUGCACGCCGAGCUGUCAUCGAGCAGUCGUCCGAGUUCGUGCUCUCAGGGCACGACUUCACCCACAAUCUCGCUCUGUGCUCUGUUCAGAUGCAUGGUUUAGUCAAAUCAGCGUCCCUUGACCCCUCCAAACCUACGCCAUCUUUAGCUGCGGGUUUGCCUCACUUCGCGGCUGGCUGGGCUAGAUGUUGGGGGAGAGAUGUGUUUAUCUCGUUGCGGGGUUUGUUCUUGACCACAGGAAACUUCGAGGGGGCGAAGAGGCAUAUCCUUGCCUUCGCAUCCACAUUAAAGCAUGGCUUGAUACCUAAUCUCCUGGAUUCCGUACGGAACCCUCGGUAUAAUUCGAGGGAUUCUCCUUGGUGGAUGGUGCAGAAUAUCCAAGACUAUGCGACAAUGGCACCAGACGGGUUGUCGAUCUUAACGCAACAAGUGAAGCGUCGUUUCCCCAAGGAUGAUACUUGGGUCGCUUGGGACGAUCAGCGUGCAUACGCUUAUUCUAGUUCCAUCGCCGAAAUUGUCCAGGAAAUUCUUCAGAGGCACGCUGAGGGGAUCAGUUUCAGGGAAUACAACGCCGGUCCGAACCUCGACAUGCAGAUGAAAGGAGAAGGAUUCGAUAUCGACAUCCGAGUAGACUGGGAGACUGGGCUUAUCCUAGGCGGGAAUGCUCACAAUUGCGGGACGUGGAUGGAUAAGAUGGGUGAAUCAGAGCGGGCAGGGACGAAGGGUGUGCCCGGUACCCCCAGAGACGGUGCUCCCAUCGAAAUCACUGGACUACUGAAAAGCACGCUAAGAUGGUUGGCGGAGCUUUCAGCUAAAGGGAAAUUCCCGUUCAAAGGGGUGAACGCAACUAUCAACGGAGAGCAGCAGCUCGUCACUUAUCAGCAAUGGGCUGAUUUGAUUCAGCACUCCUUCGAAAAAUGCUACUACGUCCCUGAAGACCCCAAGGACGACGUCAAUUAUAACAUCAACACCAACCUUGUCAAUCGACGGGGUAUCUACAAAGACGUUUACGGUUCGGGAGCUGGGCGUGAAUGGUCUGACUAUCAGCUUCGUUGCAAUUUCCCUAUUGCAAUGACAGUGGCCCCUGAGCUAUUCCACGACAAGCAUGCUCUCGGUUCUCUACAGAUCGCGGACAAGGUUCUCCGCGGUCCACUGGGGAUGAAGACGCUGGAUCCAGCGGAUAUGCAAUACCGUCCUGUUUAUGACAACUCAAAUGACUCCACUGAUCCAUCCAUCGCGAAGGGACUAAACUACCACAACGGCCCUGAGUGGGGUUGGCCCCUAGGUUAUUUCUUGCAAGCGUACUUGCACUUCGAUACCCGAGUAGGAUCGGGUGCCUCUGACCCACAGACGACUCUUCACCACCUGCACCGGAUUCUUUUGCAACCAAGAAACCACGUUCAAAACGACCCAUGGGCUGGGCUUCCUGAGUUGACCAACGCCAACGGUGAAUAUUGCUCUGAUUCCUGCAAUACCCAGGCGUGGAGUUCCAGCACCAUAUUGGACUUCUUGGAGGUAGUGAACAAGAAAUACUCGAACGUUGGCUGA